GGGUGGGGGGCAUGACGCACUUCCGGCCCGGUUUGUUUUUCUGUCACCUGCUGAAAUAAGAAAUCAAAAGGCCAUGUUCGCGGUUGUGCUGUGUCCGUAGUGGCCUUUUCGGGGCCUCGUUUUUGGGAGAGGGUACCAGUCCGCCGCGGUUUCAGAAAAGGUCCGUGAGGUCAUUGGGCUUCUAGAAAACAAGCUCCAGCUGGACGGCCCAGAAGCUCCAAUGGCUGCGGGCUCUGGGGUCGCCCCGCCACCUUUCGGUGCUGGGCUUUGUACGGUGAAAGUGGAGGAGGACUCUCCGGGGAUUCAGGAGUCCUCCGGUUCCGGAGAUUGGCAGAACCCCGAAACUUCUCGAAAACUGUUCAGGGAAUUGCGCUACCAGGAAGUGGCCGGCCCUGAAGAGGCACUGAGCCGUCUUUGGGAGCUCUGUCGGCGGUGGCUGAGGCCCGAGCUGCGCUCCAAAGAGCAGAUCAUGGAGCUGCUGGUGCUGGAGCAGUUUCUCACCAUCCUGCCCCAGGAGCUCCAAGCGUACGUGCGGGACCACUGCCCUGAAAGCGGGGAGGAGGCUGCGGCCUUGGCGCGAACUCUGCAAAGAGCACUGGACCGGGCCUCCCCCCAGGGCUUGGUGACCUUCAAGGAUAUGGCUGAAUCUCUGACCUGGGAAGAGUGGGAGCAGCUGGCUGAAGCUCGGAAGGGCUUCUGGGGAGAGAACCCAAAGGAUGCUGGGAGCACAGUUGUGUCUGGCUUGGAAACUAAAGCUGCAAACCCAGAUGUGAUCCUAAAGCAGGAAAUUCUGAAUGAGGCAGAGCCACAGGCAUGGCUGCAAGAAGUGUCCCAGGAAAAGGGCCCAGCAUUUACCAAAUGUGAUUCCUGUGAGGACUGGGAAGAAAAGCUGCCAAAAGCUGCUGUGUUGCUGCAGCUCCAGAGCUCUCCUGAAGAACAAGGAUGCACUGCCAUCCCACAUCUCAUUGGUGUGUCCAAAGAUGAAAGGGAUUCUGAGAAUAAUGAAUCUGGGAGCAGUGGCAACUCUGUCCUUGGUCAGCACAUCCAGACAGCAGAGGGGCUGGGUACCAACGAUGCGUGUGAGGACGACCACAAACAAGGCUUACAAGUGACAGGCCAUACAGCGGAGCCUCACAGCUCUGUGGACAGCACUUUGGGGCUUCGUGAGACCCAGAGGCACUUCCAUGAAGACAAACCUUAUAAGUGUGGUUGCUGUGAGAAGAGAUUCAGACAGCGCUCAGACCUCUUCAAACACCAGAGGACCCACACAGGUGAGAAACCCUAUCAGUGCCAAGAGUGUGGGAAAAGCUUCAGUCAGAGUGCCGCCCUUGUUAAACACCAGCGGACACACACAGGCGAGAAGCCGUAUGCAUGCCCAGAAUGCGGGGAAUGCUUCAGGCAGAGCUCACAUCUGAGUCGGCAUCAGAGAACCCAUGCCAGCGAGAAGUACUGUAAAUGUGAGGAGUGUGGGGAGAUCUUUCAUAUCUCCAGCUUAUUUAGACAUCAGAGAUUACACAAAGGGGAGAGACCAUACAAGUGUGAAGACUGUGAGAAGAGUUUCAAACAGCGCUCAGACCUCUUUAAGCACCAGAGAAUCCAUACGGGAGAGAAACCCUAUGUGUGUUUUGUCUGUGGGAGAAGAUUCAGUCAGAGUGCAACCCUCAUUAAACACCAGAGAACUCACACGGGAGAAAAACCUUAUAAAUGUUUUCAAUGUGGCGAUAGAUUUAGACAGAGUACACACCUCGCCCGACACCAAAGAAUCCAUCAAAAUUCAGUCUCCUAGCUUUCAUAUGUCUGCAUGACUUAGGUGGUUUUUACUGUUGCUACUAUUGAGAAAAGAUCUCACUGUGAAGUCCUGGCUAUCUGGAAGUAGCUGGCCAUAAACCCAAGAGAUCAACCUGCCUCUCCUGUAUUAAUUAAAGGUGCCCACCACCUUGCCCAACAUGACUCUUGUUGUGAUU
Arvicanthis niloticus (Nile rat) is the source of this 1964-nucleotide messenger RNA. Lineage: Eukaryota; Metazoa; Chordata; Mammalia; Rodentia; Muridae. The record is from RefSeq and is a predicted model, not a curated record.